CUUUUGAUACUUUUAUUUGUGCUUUUGAUACUUUUUGUUCUUUCUACUGUACAUCGCGUCUGCGGCCGGUGGUGAACGGUGGAUGAGUUUUCCUGGGAUCGGCACGAUGUUGAACUAUUCCGUUGACCAGCUGAGGAAGUUCAACAACUGCACUACUCCAUCGUGUAUUUCAGUCAUCAAACAGCUUGGACUCCUUCGCCGGCCUCGUUAUAUUCACAGGGGCUCCCGGAGAAAGCUUGUUUAUCUUCGAAACGACGGAGACUCGGCGGAGAACCACGAUGGCUUUAACCUCUCAGACUUCUGGAACCUGCUGACUCAGGCGGUGACGUCCACCUCGCAGGAAGCCACCAAAAUCAGCCUGGCCUUCUCCAAACCCCCUCUCCCUUCGGAGCAGGAUUGUGUUAAUCUGGCGGAAUCCGUUCAGAAGAGCGCGCUCACGCUGGCGACGGUUUAUUACCGAUUGCCGAAGAGUCAAGGCACCACCCUGAGGAAGCUCGUCCGGGAAGCCACGGUGGAGGUGUUGGACGGCGUGGUGGGGCUGCUGGACGUCAUCGUUUCCUCUCCUGGGCCGAGUUUGGCUCAGGAGCAGCUCACCUGUACGGGCGGCGUGUGGGCGGCGUGUGACCAGUUUGCUAAGUUAGCGAGAGACAAUCGAGCGGCGGUGUCGUACGCGGUGACGGCGUGUAUCAGACUGGUGAAAGACGCGCUAAUCGAGCUGCAGCAGGCGCUGGAGGAGAACGACGACCCGUUCGGUGACGUCCUGGACGACGGCGACGACCCCCGGGGGAAUCGGGACUCCUACUGGUCCCAGAACGACCGCCGGCUCGUCUCGAAAUGCCUCGGCCUGGUGAAGGCGGCGGGGGCGUGCUUACGGAAACUAGCCGGCGCGGUUAACAGCAACGGGAACGUGGACACGCCCGCCAACGUCGCACAGCUGGAUGAUCUGGCUGAUGUGGCCAAAGAGAUCAGUCCGAGUGUUGAUGAGCUGGUGAUGAGUCUGUAUCCUCCUGUCGAGGCUUCGGCUGUCGAGAUCAACGUCUCUAAACUGGCUUCCAUCUUGAGGAAAACACUCGGGAUGAUCAGGGCGUGUCACGUCUGUUCGGAGGCCGACGUGCAGUGGGUGGAGUUCUUAGAGGGAGCGGUGGAGCACAACGUUCAGGAGGUGAAAACGCUGCUGUCUCAGGACUCCAGCUGAGAGGAAGAGGACGGACAAACAUCUAUAAACUAAAUAAAUCAAAUAAAUGUAUAAUAACAUUUGUAUGUAAAUACAACAAGCUGAAGGUUUCUUGUUAGCCUGUUUGCUAAACGGAAGCAGUUGGGCGUGUCUGAGGGAGGGAGGGUCGGAUGAGGUACGACGCCCCGCUGUCUGACCUCAGUGUUACCCUGUAUUUAUACCUCAAACUCUGAGACGUCCAGAUUUUUGCAACCUUCUAGAGAACCCAAAGUCUUUGUGCUUAAAUAAAAUAAAUAAAUAAAUUUUUUUAUUGAAAAAA
Molecule: messenger RNA, 1493 nt
Organism: Trichomycterus rosablanca
Lineage: Eukaryota; Metazoa; Chordata; Actinopteri; Siluriformes; Trichomycteridae
Gene: ccndbp1
Product: cyclin D-type binding-protein 1
Exons: 11
Coding region: 83-1195 (370 amino acids)
Biological process (GO): regulation of cell cycle
Cellular component (GO): nucleus
Source: RefSeq, a predicted model, not a curated record